AUGGAUCAGCUGGACCGGUUAGAUGAAUUGCCUACUGUUGAUGAUGUAUUGAAGCGCAAUUAUGAAGAGUACCAAAACUAUUCCGUCGACUUUUUACAGUACAAAGAAUUCUGUCAGUAUGGCUUGGCAGAAACCAUAACAAAAGUCUAUGAUUGGUGUUCCCAUCUUCAGUGUUUAAGUCCCUUUGAUCCAUGUGUUCCGUUGAGUGAUGUAGAAUUUAAAAAUAAGCAGAUCGAACUCGUUCAGGUUGUCCCAACCAGUUACAACAACACCAGCGGCAACAACAGCAUCGGCAGCAACAACACCAACACUGAUAAUAAUAAUCUUAUCAGUUCACUAAUCAAUGAAACCAUGACAAACACAUCAUCUCUUUCAACCUAUGAUUAUAUGCAACAGAUUAGUAAUAAUUUAACUGGGUGUUAUGAUGAUUUCAUCUGUGAUAAACAAUACAACAGUUAUCCUAAUUAUUGUAUUCUAGGCGUGGUAUGCUUCACGCUAUGCUUAUGCGGAAUUAUAAGCAAUUUAAUUCUACUGCCAGCGUAUAAUUUCGGAUUAAAUCGGUCUGGUGCAACGGUUUAUCUAAGUGCAAUGGUACUAUUCGAUUGUAUUUAUAUGAUAUUCACACUAUUAAUCUAUGUGAUUCAUUAUAUACCAUCAUCGUUUAUUGAACAAAUGGAAAUGUAUGGACAAUUUUCAGGAUAUUUAAUACCAUGGGGUUUGCCUAUCUUACAGAUAUGUGAAUUAUUAGUGGUUUGGCUAACCAUUGCACUACUUGUCAAUCGUUUACUCUAUUUAAAUUUUGGUCCACAUUCAAAAGCUUUAUGCUCACAAAUUGAAUCAGUGAAAAUUAUCACAGCAAUCUUUCUUCUAUGCAUCACUUAUAUGGGAUGUAAAUUUUUUGAAUAUAGAUACGUGGAAUACUCAGAGAAGAAGGUUGUACGUGUUCUCCUGACAGAUCUUGGUAAAAUGGAAAUGUUUCGUGAUAUAAUGGACAAUUGGUUAAAAGUACCCCUUGAAAUGUUUCUACCUUAUUUAGCCUGUGGAUUAUUAAUCACAAUCAUUGUACUGAAAAUGGUGAAUUUAAAUACAUCAAAAUGGAAAGCUGUUGCCAGUCUAUGCACUGAUACAGCCUGUGCAUGUGUUUGUCGUGCUGGUGUGUGUGGUAAAGAAUGUCGUGAAGGUGUUAAAUCCUCUGAUAAUCCAUCAAAAUCAUGGUCAUCAUCUGUUGAUGAUGAUGGUGACGCUGACGCGGUUGAUUUCAACAUUCCUGAUGAAAAGGCAAAUCAAUCUGUUCAUAAUAAUAAUACAACAACAACAACAACAAUCCCAAAACACUCCCCUUAUCAUCAUCAGCAUCACCCGACUAAAGGUGGUGGUGGUGGUGGUGAUAAUAAUAUCGCCUGCUUAGAUCCUAUUGAACAAGAAUUAGCCUACCUGUUUUUUCAAUUACCACAAAUUGAUGAAACACGUGAAAAUGCUAAUGUCAUUACCGCAGUCUGUAUUGGUUUAAUUCUCCUUAUCUGUAAAAUACCGAAAUUCUUAUUACAUGUUUUAUCCACUGAAAAUUAUAUCACAUAUGACCCUGAAGUAUUUCGAAUGAUUAAUCAACUACUGGAUACAAUGUUUGCUGCUUGUAAACCUGUCGUUUGUAUCCUAGUCGGUGCACAUUAUCGUCAAGCAUUGACUACACCAUCAUCGAAAUGUUGUCCAAUGCCGCCACCACCACAUCGUGA
Molecule: messenger RNA, 1733 nt
Organism: Trichobilharzia regenti
Lineage: Eukaryota; Metazoa; Platyhelminthes; Trematoda; Strigeidida; Schistosomatidae
Source: the annotation of a GenBank genome assembly